This is a messenger RNA of Anopheles gambiae (African malaria mosquito), 4484 nucleotides long. RefSeq lists its product as uncharacterized. The record is from RefSeq and is a predicted model, not a curated record. NCBI's taxonomy places the organism in Eukaryota, Metazoa, Arthropoda, Insecta, Diptera, Culicidae. Bases 939 to 1427 code for a protein of 162 amino acids. The transcript has a single exon.
AGCGAGCAGCCUGCGAAGGCUGUGUGCGUGCGUGUUUAUGAUUUGUUGUGUAAAUUUUUUACAUCUUUUGCUGGGAACGGGUUCGGUAUGCCCAUGGUUUACCAUUUUCCCGCCCUAUCAAAACGGUGACGAUUGUAGGAAGUUAAGAUUAAAGCGCGUUUUAAGGGGCGAAUGCGAACGGCAGCCAACAAAACUUAACCAAAAACACAAUCAAUUGUCGUUCGAAGCUACCGUGGCGCAGUAAAGGCGCUGCUAGAUGCUAGUUUUUUCUCGCUCUCUCUCUCUGUAUUCCGGAAGUGUUUAGUUUUGCGUGCAUUUUUUCGGUUUGUUUUGUGUGAGCUAACUGUCCUUUUUAAUUCAUUUUCCGGGACAUCUUUUCCGGUCCCAAUAGUUGAUGAAGUCUAGAGCCUAUCUUUGCGUUCAUUAAGAUCCAUCUGGGAAAAUGAUUCGAUCGAUCGAUCGUUCGCGUACUUUUGGUUUCUUUUUGGUUUACCUUUUUCAUCGAUUGUUUUGCCCCCGUUGCACCCAUAUCCCUCUAGCUCCUAUCGACCUCGCCUCUAAGCCCCUUUCCUUAUACAAACCUUUAUCUAAACAAAUGAUCAACACUCUCCCCUCCCGCACACAUAAUUAAACACUUGUAUUCCAAUUAUGCUGGAAACCUCCUAAACCAAGGCCCCGACUCAUCGGAUGAUGAAUCCGGUCCGGCCACACCCACACUGGAGCCGGACAAAGCUCUGUCCCUGUCGGGCGAAGUAAUAGCGCAUGAGCAACCGGGCGAUCAUGAAAAUAAUGGUGACGAUCGCGAUGAGGAGGUUGCUGAUGAUCGGCAACGAAACCGUUCCUACAGCCACAGCCACAGCGAGGGUGGCAAAACGACGACGACCAGUUCCUCGCGCCAUGGCAGCGUAACGAAUUCUUCCUCAUCGGUCUGCUCGUCGAUGGAGCGACGGACGGCACCGGGCUCCGGUGGUGGUGGCGGCGACGGCCGGCUCGUCUGUACCUGUCCGCUACCGUCCACACCGACCACACCGACCACACCGCCAACUGUUGUCUGUCAGGUGUACGAUUACGGUGCGGAUCGCGUGGCCAACUGUGCGGUGCCGGCCUGCGACAGUGGCGGUAGCAGCAGCUGGCGGGACAAGCUUGGCCACCGAGUAGGGCACCGGAAGCCACCGCGCUCACCGAAGAGCCCGAAGAAAGCGAGCGGCAAAAGCCGUAAGGGUAGUUGCGGUAGCUGCGCCGGCAGCUACGGUCAUCUAACGGUGGCAGAUGCCGGGGGCCGUCCGCCGGACGAAGGGGGCCACAGCGCGCCGGAAACGGAACGGGAAGAGGAGCAGGCGGAGGAGGAGCACGGGUUCGAGUGGCGCUGGUUUCAUAGGCGCCGCAAGCACUCCGAGGCCAAGUCCAGGUACAGCUGGCGCGCUUGAUUCGCCACAUUCAUUCGCCACACUGCUGCCCGUGUGGGUGUGUGUGUGUGUAUGUGUUUGGAUGUUGUUGAUCAUGGGGGGGAAGAAGAAGAAGGGUCGUUGUGCAUUUGAAACAUUUAUCACGCAUAUCAUGCAACCACGUGUGUUGUGUUCUGUCCAUUGGUGUCACACGUGUUGGCCAUCAUUCGAAUGCUCUCUGUCCUGGACAUUUGAUCACAUUUGAUUGGCAAUAUUCGGCAACUGUUCUCAAAAGGCAAUUUCAUCUUUCACGCUGCUAUCACUCGAUCAUCUUGAUGUAUCAUCAUUAGUCCAAGGUGAAUCGUUUUGUCUCGCUCUCGGCAGUGUUCGAGCAAUGUUUCAUAAUUAAUGUCUUGUCGCGUCACUCAUUUGUUGUAUGUUGUCCCGAACCAAGUCAAAAGUUGAUGAUCAUCAAUCGAAUUGGCCGAUACCCCUUGAUGAAUGUGUGCUGUGUUUUGUGUAUGUUUGGAUUUUUUUUUCCUAUGUAAAUGUUACAUUGAGCAUAUACUACCUUCUACCAUUGAAUGUUUCCGUCGUUUGAUGUUGCGCUCCAUCACCACCAUUCUUCCAUCGUAAGGUCGUCUCAUACACGUCAUCCAUAUGGAACACACACACAUAGUAGUAACUGUUCGGUGUCCUGUUUGACGUGAGAAGGAUGGUUUUUGAUGCUGAUGAUGAUUGUAUUAUCGGGAUUAAGCACAUGCUCUGUAUAAAGUUUACGUGUGAGUCGUUGGUCUGUGUGUGUACAAUUUCCUCUUCCAAAACAAUUCCGUUCUCUCGGCUCUCCCACCGGGACCACCGCAGGAGUCGCUCGUCUAGUCAUCUGUUUGGUGGCCACAGCCCCGGCCGACCGGUUGGGAUUGCGGGUUUGCGCCUCUCGCCGGUCAGCAGUUGCUGCGGUGGUAGUAGAAGGGUGGCGACCACCGGCAGCCAUGGGUCCGUCACCAGUCCGCCCGACCAGCAGGAAGCUGAGUCGGCCGUGUACGGUGAGGCGCUGGACUACUCACCACCAUCGGGUGACGCACCGUCCGGGACAACCUGGCGCCCGUUGGCACGGAAUGGGUUGCGCGUGGGGAGGAAGCAACCGGCCGCUAGAAAGCGCCCACCACCGCUACCAACGACGGUGUCGGCGGUCAUCAAUCCAGGUCAGGCUCACCUGGUCCUCCUUUUCUUUUUUUCAUAUUGUUGCAAUCAUUUGGUAUUGUUUUUCUUUUUUUAUGUUUUAUUUUCGAAGCUCUAAAACACACAAACAAUUCACUCUAUGAUCUCUUUCUACUUCUAUCUUUCUACUACUAGCUGCUCUUCCGUUUCACGCAUUCAUACACACACACGCGCGCAUUGACUUUCUGUUGCAGACCUGCAUAAUUGAGGAAGUUUUGUUAAUGUGUCCACCCGUGAGGGUUGUUUUCAAAUAGUCGUUAGUGUGUUUAGUUUGUUUGUUGGGCGUUGCUGCCCACAUUGCUGGCACGCCUCCAACGGAGCUGAACUGUGUAAUUUCCACACUCACCUGCACUCUUCUUCAGCACCUGCUCUUCGUGCCUGCGUGCUCGUGUGCCCCCUUCGCGAUUCCGAAUGCUGCUAUAUUACUGUCUCUUCUUGGUGAUAUGUGUCCUCCUUGUGUUUUAUUCCUUCUCUAUGUCUGUUUCUUGAAAUGUAGCAAUGUUUUACUCGUUUGUUGCCUUCUACCUUCUUGCUGUAUCUGUAUUCACUUUCUAUUGCUUUGUUAUUUAAUCUAUCUUUCUCUCCAGUCCAAUUGCUCGUUUCAGGAUAUCGUCGCCACAUGUUUGCUGCAAGCUGUGUUAUUAUUGCCUCUUUGUAUGUGUCUAUAUUGCGGGUCCAAACACACACACACAUACACUACUUCCCGUCCCUUACACGAUCCUUAUCUUCCCUUUCGUCCUUAUCAUCCCUUUCAAACCUAAUUCCUUGAGCUGUUGUCUGGUUUUAUACCAUUGUUCUGGAAUGUUUUAAACAAAUUUUUACAGAGCUAAAAAUCACCCGUGUAUUGUUUGAAUUUGCACACCUUGGCGUACGUUUCUGUGCCUUCCUUUUAGCUACAAUUGUCAACUUUUGUUGCAUUUAAUUUCAGCACGCUCUUUCUCUCUCUCUCUCUCUCUCUCUCUCUUGCUCUUUUGCAUUUGCUUUCUCCUCUCCCUCGUGUAACGUUGAGCCACAUUUUUCCCCCUUUGUGGAAGUAACGAUCAUUAUGAUCUUCGUUUUACCGUUCCGUGUAUACUUUUUCCGCUCCGCCUUUAGUUAGUGAUUGUUUUUUUUUAUUGGAAAUGCCAAAACAAGCGUCCCGUUUUUAAUUUUCUAGCGUAGCGAAUUGAACACAAUUGAAGGUUUUUUGGAUUAAAUUUGAACUGUGCCGUAAGCUCCAUCUUUCCCGUUUGCGCCAGCACGGUACAGUGUAGUCUGUUGUAUUAGAAAUGCAGAACUAGCAAUGUGUACAAUUAACAAACAUAAAAGUAUUAUAAUUUACAAAACAACGCAACCAGAAACUCGACCGUGUAUGAGCUACUCUGUUGUCCCUUGCUUUGAUAAUGUGUUUUAUUCCCGUUUCAACAUUUGCCGCUUUGUUUAUUACUGUGUACACAGUUUCGUAGAGUAUUAAAACAAGAAUGAAAAAAUCUAUAAAUAAAGAAUCUGUAUGGUGCAUAUAGUAUUUUUAAUGGACACGCGUGUCAUAUGUAUCUCAUGUACUGUACCCUACCCAUUGUUUGCUUACAACUUUGUGUACAUGUGACGAGUUUAGUCCUUGUGUAUUUUCCGUUUUUUUAUUAUUAUUUUUGCAGGACUGUUUUGUUUAUCAUCGAUCGAUUUUUCCGACGCACUUGAACACCGUUUUGUUUUUCUGUUUAUUUUUUUUUAUUUUGGAAUAUUUUUGUUCAGUUUAGAAGCUUUUUAAGCACAAUAUUGUUAAUAUUUUGUCUUUUUUUGCAACUUGAAAACUCUAGAUGACCUGACCUCGUACAUCACCCGCUUCCAGUGGGAUUUGGCCAAGUAUCCGACGAAGCAGUCGCUGCGCAACAUUGCCGA